Molecule: messenger RNA, 4179 nt
Organism: Fusarium coffeatum
Lineage: Eukaryota; Fungi; Ascomycota; Sordariomycetes; Hypocreales; Nectriaceae
Exons: 6
Coding region: 1-4179 (1392 amino acids)
Biological process (GO): cell-cell adhesion
Cellular component (GO): cell surface; phagocytic vesicle; protein complex involved in cell adhesion
Molecular function (GO): oligosaccharide binding; N-acetylgalactosamine binding; polysaccharide binding
Source: RefSeq, a predicted model, not a curated record
AUGGCUCUCCUCUUGGCUCCGUACACCCAUGCCAUGCGACUUGGCCAAGGGUUCAACUCAUAUACUCAACAGAUAUGUGUUGAUGAUGCCGUUGUCGUUGACGAUCAACGACCCGAGAAUGUGGUGACCAACGAUGGAACGACUAUGCGAAUCAUGGCACAGAAGAGUGCCGCUCCCAGUGCCUGGACUAGACAGAAAGAGGUCAUCACGAGCAGUCCUGCCACCAUCGUACUCGAAGAAAAUGCAAAAAAGGCAAAGGCCGAGGUUGCAAUGAUUGCGGACGCCCUUGCAGACAUUGACGAAGCUGCGGACACCGUGCCAAAGGCGAAAACCGAGCCAAUUAAUGCGCCCACAGCCGAUCCCGAAACGUCAGCUGAAGCCGAGUCCGAGACUGCUGCAGAUGCAAAGCUCGAAUCACCUGCUGAAGAGUCGACUGCUGAAGACCCAGGCUCGGCAGACGACCUUCCUGACGCUGAGGAGGCUCGUGGAGCGUCAAAGACCCAAGCCGAAAACAUUCCCGCCGUUGACACCCCCCAGUCCGGCGAGGACAAACCCCAGAAACCUCAGAAGAGUGUAGCAAAACCUGGAGUUAAAAAGAUGGCUUCCGAGGCACCGAAGAGAACCGCUUCAGCGCAGAGCAAGUUGAGCUCCCUUAAGGCACUCACAACAAAGCCCACACAACCUAAAGGUGAUGAUGGCGCAGUCGAUGAGGAGUCUAUUGUCCAAAAUUUCCAAGCAAACGCAACGGCUGAUGACAAGGUCGACCGGGACGCGAUUGCCGAAAAUCUCCGCGCAAAUGCUCAGAAUCCUGCAGCAAAGCAGCAGCAGAAGAAAGCUGCCAAGCGAAGCUUAUCGUCAGAUCGAGGACAAGAGCGGCAGGCUAAAGCCUCAGGUGUCCCUCUUGACCGCGCGGCGAUUCGAUCAGCUCUGACAGGAAAACCGGCCCCAAAUUCAGAAAAGGCGGCCAAGGAAGAAGCCGAACAAGCGCGCCUCAUGAAGGAGGAAGCCGAGAGCUUGGCUGAGCAGCGAAGGCAUCAGAGGCAGAUCCAGGAACAGGAACGUCUCGAUGAAGCCGAGCGCCGCAAGGAAGAGCGGGAAGAGGCGCGACUCGUCCGUAGCGAGAAACGAGACUGGGACCGAAAGAGACGCGAGGAGGCACGCAAGGCAAUUGAAAAUGCUGCCGACUUGAAGUCGACUAGUUUGGCCGAUCUCGAGAAGAUCAGAGCCCAAAACCAGUUCGUCGAACGUUUCAAUGGCAUGUCUGAGCAGACUCAAAAGUAUGACUUCGACCCGACGGCGCCCAGGGGACCCAGCCAGACGGUCACUUAUACAUCUCGCUUUGUCGAUCGUCUCAGUGAUGUGAUGGAUGACAUGAGCGUGUCUGGCUCGCUGUCUAUCAAGGCAGGCAAGGUUGGCGGUUCCGGCAAAGGAUCCUUUGUCGAUUCGGACAAGUUCAAGGAGAGCGAUCUGAACUUCUACAUCUCCGUCAAGGUGGUCAACCAGACCAUCAACUUCAAGGAUGCGCUUGUCUUCAAUCCCUUGCGCUCCGUCGACAUAAGUGACAUGAACAAAUUUCGGGAAGUGUAUGGCGACUCGUUCGUCUCGGGCUUCGUCGAGGGUGGCGAGUUCAAUGCCAUUGUGAGCAUGAAGAUCCUCAACAAGGCGAAGAAAACAGACAUCCAAGCCGAAGCAAAGAUCGCCCUAACCGCAGGGGCUGUUCAGAUCGAGGCGGAAGCCAAUGUCGGCAUCGCUCGCAGCAACAUCGAGACAAACACCGAGACCACCAUCCAGGUUUUCUGGUCUGGUGGCGGCCAUAUCAAGCCCAUGGAGCAGCAAUGGGAUAUCCAGAGUCUAAUGGCUGCUGCGGCACGAUUUCCAGAUCUUGUCGCCGACUGCCCCCAGCGAACAUACGCAAUUCUGACCAAGUACGACGCUUUGAGAAGCUUCGUGGCCAGAAAGCCAGCCUCCUACAGUCCACUUCAGUAUGAGAAUGCGCAGAUGUACACUAGCACUCUCCUCGACUCAUUUGUCUCGUACAAGGCCCUUUACAAACGGCUCGGUGAACAGAUAUUUGGCGUUCAGAACAAGACAUUGGAAGUGGUACAGUGGAACAGCUCCGAGCAGACGCAAGUCGCCACGACAUCUACAGCAGUAACCCCGAUGGGCACUAAAGACAAGGAUACAGGGCUUUAUCCAUACGUGGAGAUGGACAAGAAGUUCGAGGCGUCCGUCAAAGGUCUCAGCGAUGCUCGUACUGCCAUCCGUCGGCAGAUGGCCCGGAUAGUCAACGAGGUCGACGCCAUCGAACGGGAUCCGAAGCUUGCCACGGAUGAGGAUCACCCGGAACCCUAUCAGCCUCCAGUAGCGUUUGAGGCGCGCGUUCCCACGGUUGAGGUCCCGGAGAGGCUGCGGGUCAAGAACAACCCUCUGUCCGGUAGAAGAAUUGCAGCCAAGCAGUUGACGGAGGAUGAGCAGAAAAAGCAGCUCGCGGAGGAAGAAAAACAGGCUGCGGGCAUCAAGGAAGUCUACAGCGCCGACGACAAGCUCGAGGCGGAUGAGAAGGCUUCAUUCGACAGCCUCCAUGGAAUAAAUCCCUGCCUCGGCAUCGAUUUCCAAGUCUCUAGCGCCGUGGGAGAGGCCUCGAAGGGAGAGCUAUUCAACAAUCUCGAGUUCUUAAAACCCGAAUGGCACAUCCGAUCGAUUCGCACCGAGAUGUCUGACGGUGCGCUUGCCUAUCUGGCCAUUUCCUACAGCAACGGUCUGCUCGUAGAAAGGGGUGUGUCUCGUGAUAAGACCAGGAUCAAGAAGUUCGGGCCCUUCCUCCGUGGUGAGCGAAUCAAUUCGGUCUCCAUCGAGCACGGGAAGCAGAAAGCACCCGAGCCGGUAGAAGAGGGUGACAAAAAGAAGAUGGCACCAAUGAUGCCGACUCAGAUUCUUGGUCUCCGCCUCUUUACCAACCGCGGCCGAGCUCUCAUCGCACGAGCGCUCAAGUCGACAUCAGGGGAGAAUGGAGUCGUCGUCAAAGACGGCGUCAGUUACGAAAGCGUCAACGUCCUCUACAUAGACGUGCCUUUCCCCCUGGGAACACUGAAGGGUUUCUUUGGAAGAAGCGAUGAUAACGGCGAGGGCAAGAUCUUCCGCCUGGGUGUCAUCUGGGGCAGUUUGCCCGAGGCGAUUGGAGAUGAAGUGGAACAAGAGUUCCUCGAUAUCAGUGACACGGUCGAUGCCGAGGACCUUGCUCUGAUGUCUACAUCCAACAAGAAGAGCCUGCAAGAGAUUCAGCAGAAGCUCGCUGAUGCUCAAAAGAAUCUCGAAGAAAAAGAGAGGCAGCUCACCGAACUGGAGAAGCUGGUCGUGCCUAAGGAAAGAGCACAAUGUGGAAGCUUCCAAGCUCGUGACAGAGGAUGGGCAGGCGGCGAUUCAUACACGCGUAUCACAGAAGUAUUUUCGCAGAAAUACGCCAACCCGCCGAGACUCCUGUUCGGCCUGAGCACCAUGGACGCCGAAGCCAACAGGAACCGCUGCAUGGGAGUGGAAUUCCCAAUGAUACAGAACGACAGCUUCAGUGUCCAAACCACAGCGUUCAACGGCACUUACGGGUACGCUGUCGGAUGCAACUGGAUGACGCUUCCUAAUGACCUUCACCUCGAGACCGGCAUGAUUGACACCUGGAACACAAAGGAAGGUAACAGCGAGAAGAUCCGCCGAGAGGUCUUCUUCAGCCAAGCCUUCAAGUCACCACCUAUCGUCUGUGUCUGGAUCCAACUAUUCGAGUGGACCGGCGACAACUUCAUGUCCAUCAAGUGCAGCGCGACGGACGUCACCGCUAAUUCUUUCGCAUGCCAGGUCGAAUCCUGGGCUGGCAGACGAAUCGGUAACAUCAGAGUCCAGUACUUGGCAUACCCAUCAGAGGAGAACGGAAAGCGCGUCAAGUCCGGUACCACGACCGUCACCCGUGCCCAGGGCAAAGUGGACCUCGAUUUCCCUUUCUAUGGCGAGCCUUUCAAGACCGAGCCGGCGUCGUUUAUUGCCAUCUGCGAAACCGACUUCAACCGUCUUCGGAACACGCGAUUCACUACCAGUGCGGUCGCGACCAAGAACGGCCUGAAAUGGAGCGCUGGUACCUGGGCUGAUACUGACAUGGACCAUGCCUCCGUCCAGUGGAUCGCGAUUGAAUAA